UCCCGAGGCGGCGACUGCCCUUGUCAACCCAAGCCUGAGCGAUCAUGGCAACGGGCUCGGGCGGGGAGCGCGUGGCAGCGGCGGCAGCGGCGGCAGUUUGGUCGCGGGCCGGGGCGGCGGAGCGGCGGCGGCGGCGGUGGCACUGGCGCUGGCACCGGCCCUGAGCGCCAUGCAGCGGGGCAGCUCCGAGAGGGAGCUGGCGGCCCGGUGGGAGGCGGAGGCGGUGGCCGUGACCAAAGCGCUGGCGGCGGCGGAGCAGGUCCGCGUGGACUCGGGCGCGGCCGGGGAGCCGGAACGCAAGACGCCAGAGGAGCAGCCCAAGGACCCGGCCCCGGCGCAGCCCCGCGCGGCCGAGGAGGGGGACGUCCGCGUCGUCCCGCGGCCGCCGCCCACGCUGCCCCUGGCCAAGCCGCAGGCGGCGCGGGCGCGGGGCCUCUGCCCGCACGGGAAGCCUCGGAGCAAGGGCCGGGGCGGCCGACGGAGCUCAGGCCGCGCGGCGGACGAGUACCACUCCCAGCGGCCCGUCACUGUGGACAGCUCCAAGGCCAGGACCUCCCUGGACGCCUUGAAGAUCAGCAUCCGCCAGCUCAAGUGGAAGGAGUUCCCAUUUGGCCGACGCUUGCCUUGUGACAUCUACUGGCAUGGAGUUUCAUUUCAUGACAAUGACAUAUUCUCCGGCCAAGUGAACAAGUUUCCAGGCAUGACGGAGAUGGUGCGUAAAAUUACUCUGAGCAGAGCCGUGAGAAUCAUGCAGAAUCUCUUUCCUGAGGAGUACAACUUCUACCCUCGCUCAUGGAUUCUGCCUGACGAGUUCCAGCUCUUUGUGGCUCAGGUUCGAAUGGUGAAAGACGGUGACCCAUCCUGGAAGCCCACUUUUAUUGUGAAACCUGAUGGUGGUUGUCAGGGUGAUGGAAUCUACCUCGUUAAAGACCCCAGUGACAUCCGCCUGGCAGGGACCCUUCAGAGCAGGCCAGCGGUGGUCCAGGAGUACAUCUGCAAACCUCUUCUUAUCGACAAACUCAAGUUUGAUAUUCGUCUGUAUGUCUUACUCAAGUCCUUAGACCCCUUAGAGAUUUAUAUAGCCAAAGACGGACUCUCUAGAUUCUGCACAGAGCCAUAUCAGGAGCCCAACCCCAAAAAUCUGCACCACAUCUUUAUGCACUUAACCAACUACUCGCUGAACAUCCAUAGUGGUAACUUUGUCCAUUCGGACAGUACUAGCACGGGCAGCAAACGGACUUUUUCUAGCAUUCUUUGUAGGUUGUCUUCCAAAGGUGUUGACAUCAAGAAGGUCUGGUCUGAUAUCAUCUCCUUGGUGAUUAAGACUGUCAUUGCCCUGACUCCAGAGCUCAAGGUUUUCUACCAGUCGGACAUCCCUGCAGGGAGGCCGGGGCCCACAUGCUUCCAGAUUCUAGGCUUUGACAUCCUUCUGAUGAAAAAUCUGAAGCCUAUUCUCCUGGAAGUAAAUGCAAAUCCCAGCAUGAGAAUCGAACAUGAGCAAGAACUUUCUCCGGGGGUCUUUGAAAAUGUCCCCAGCCUUGUCGAUGAAGAAGUGAAGGUGGCCGUGAUCAGAGACACACUACGCCUGAUGGACCCACUUAAGAAGAAAAGAGAGAACCACUUUCCAGAUAUCUAUACGGACAGAAAACACAGAUUCCCUCCGGUUUCUGACAGAAUGCCUUCAUCACAGCUUCCCGUAGUCAGGUCUCAGCAGCUUACGAAGCCAUUAGCUGCAAAGGAGGAUCCUUCCGACAGUGAGCCGGCCAGCGCCUCCGACGGCAACACGGAUCCCGAAGCCCACCUGCCCUCCAUCUGCCUUAAGCAGGUGUUCCCCAAGUAUGCCAAGCAAUUCAACUACCUGCGCCUGGUGGACAGGAUGGCAAAUUUGUUUAUCCGGUUCCUGGGGAUCAAGGGGACGAUGAAGUUGGGACCAACAGGCUUUCGGACUUUUAUAAGGAACUGCAAACUCAGCAGCAGCAGCUUGUCCAUGGCGGCCGUGGACAUCCUCUACAUUGACAUCACCAGGAGGUGGAACUCUAUGACCCUGGACCAGCGGGACUCAGGAAUGUGCUUGCAGGCCUUCGUGGAGGCUUUCUUCUACCUGGCUCAGAGGAAGUUCAAGACGCUGCCGCUCCACGAGCAGGUGGCCUCGCUGAUCGACCUAUGUGAAUACCACCUGUCCCUGCUGGACGAAAAGCGCCUGGUGUGUGGCCGCAGCGGCCCGGCGGGGGGUCGGCCCCUGGACAGCGGCAGCCCCCCGGACGCCACCCCCUCGGCCCCGCCGGUGGAGGGCCACCCCCCGUCCUGCACAAACAGCGCCCCCAAGGCAGCGCAUUCCGGACACGCUCUGUCCUGAUGGCCACUCGAUGCUGCCGAUGAAGGGUAAGCCCUCCGGGGCCGAAGAGGACCCUCUGUGCUCCCCGCCUGUGGAUGGAGGGCAGGCCGCGGAGAACCCCCGCGGGACAGCCCCCUGCCUGACAUGCUGUCUCCAUGUUCUGCUGAGCUGUGCUUUGAAACAGGCUGAUGGCACCCACCCGCCUUCCUCUCGGUGGUCCAACUAUGUGUGAGUCAUCGGUGGACAUAUGACAUCCCAAACGCGACAGAUGGCAUCUUCUAUUCUGGGCUCACAGGAAGCAGCCACCGGGGUAAAACUGUUGCGUUCGGGGCACGGGGCGCCAGCGAUCCUGAGCCCGAGCUGCGGAGAGGAAAGAACUCGAGAUAGCUGAGACUUGGGUCUGCCGGGGCCUCCGAAAGAACACUGGUUAAAUCCCGGGGACAUCACGCUGAUUUCCUGCCACCGUGCUGUGAAAACCGAGUGGAGCUAGUGUGUGGGCACGCCCAACUCUCCCAUCCCGAUCGUGUGCUCCCCGGGUGUAGUUAACAGACUGGCCUCAUUUAUUUCAUUAGCUUGCCUGUCA
Molecule: messenger RNA, 2918 nt
Organism: Panthera uncia (snow leopard)
Lineage: Eukaryota; Metazoa; Chordata; Mammalia; Carnivora; Felidae
Gene: TTLL11
Product: tubulin tyrosine ligase like 11
Biological process (GO): protein polyglutamylation; microtubule cytoskeleton organization
Cellular component (GO): cilium
Molecular function (GO): tubulin-glutamic acid ligase activity; tubulin binding
Source: RefSeq, a predicted model, not a curated record